Molecule: messenger RNA, 4753 nt
Organism: Cataglyphis hispanica
Lineage: Eukaryota; Metazoa; Arthropoda; Insecta; Hymenoptera; Formicidae
Gene: Agpat1
Product: 1-acyl-sn-glycerol-3-phosphate acyltransferase alpha
Exons: 5
Coding region: 627-1448 (273 amino acids)
Biological process (GO): phosphatidic acid biosynthetic process
Cellular component (GO): membrane; endoplasmic reticulum
Molecular function (GO): 1-acylglycerol-3-phosphate O-acyltransferase activity
Source: RefSeq, a predicted model, not a curated record
CUCUAAAAGCGAUCUGAACGUCAUAAACUCUGAAUUAUUAAAGAGACAUAUACUCUUAUUUAUAUUAAUCAAAUUCAAAACUGAUUUUCGGUCGAACAUAAUGUUCAUGGAAAAUUGAAUUUAAUCACUCUCAGAGCAAUCAAACCUUGCUUAGUUGGAAAACAGUAUAAAACGAACAAAGUCGAGAUCUCAUAUACGCAUGGAUCAGCCGAGAGGAUCAACUAUAGUGUAAGAGUGAGCAGGAGGAAAAUUAUUGUAUUCGAGAGUCUCUCUCCCUCUCUCUCUUGUUCUCUCUCUCUCUCUCUCUCUCUCUUUUCUCUCCCUACGAACGGCGACAUUUAAAAUCUCACUGCCGCUCGUCGCCGGAUGGCAGUGUCCGUCUGCGCAGCAGCGCGUUGCGUUAGCUCGAGGCGAGGCUGAGAAUUCCGGUGGGUGGCGAUCGCGUUAACCGAAGCCCCGCAAAGUCGGGCGAGGGAGCGCUCGGAUAAGGAGUCGCGAGUGUUCUUGGGGAAAGAAGAGGGAAAAAACGAGAGAGAUAAAAACAUUUGUGCGAUAAACUCGACGUUUUUUUCCCCAUUCGUCAACGUAAAUUUCGCCCUCUGUUCGUUUUCUCGCCCCUGCGAAAGAUGGCCCCGUCAUGCUUCGAGGUGAUCCUCGUCGGCUUCAUCCUCGUGCUGCCGUUCCUCUACGAGACCAGCCGCACCUUCCGCUAUUACUUCAAGUUUCUCGUCUAUUAUGGCAUCGUGAUGAUGAACGCUGUGCUCCUCAUGCCUGUCAUCUCGCUCCGGCCUGGCAACGUUAAGAAUUUUCUAUUGGCAUCGUCGCUGUGCCAUCACGUUAGUACUCUGCUGGGAUUGCGAUGGGAGCUCAGAGGCAGAGAACAUCUGGAGAAGGACAGGGCAUGCAUAAUCGUGGCGAAUCAUCAGAGCUCAUUAGAUAUACUGGGGAUGUUCGAUCUGUGGCCGGUGAUGGACAAAUGCACUGUCGUCGCCAAAAAGGAAAUCUUCUAUGCGGGGCCAGUCGGCCUCUGCGCAUGGCUGUGCGGUUUAAUUUUCAUCGACAGAAUGAAUUCCGAGAAAGCGCGAUCCGUGCUAAACAACGCUACGAAGGAGAUCACAGAUAAGAAGAUCAAGCUGUGGAUAUUUCCCGAAGGCACCAGACACAACACCGGUGAAAUACAUCCUUUCAAGAAAGGUGCUUUCCAUGUCGCAAUCAGAUCACAAUUGCCAAUACUACCAGUUGUAUUUUCCUCCUAUUAUUUUUUGUCCGCGGAAGAGAAGAGAUUUGACUCUGGACACGUUCUCAUAACAACAUUGCCACCUAUUUCCACGGAGGGACUCAGUACGAACGAUGUGGAGGAAUUGUUGGAGAAAACACGAAACGCCAUGAGUGAGGUGUUUCAUGCGAUGAAUCGCGAGAUCCAGCUAUCCCUCGCUGCCGGGAAAUGAGAGAGAGAAUAAGCAGAUACUCUUUUACAAGAAUAGCGAAUAAAUAAGCCUCCGCGCGGGAACCAAAGACUAAAUAUCUGCUUAACGUUCUCUUAUGAUAUUAAUUUAAUUUAUAUUUUAACAUCUCUCCAGAGUGAAGAUAGAUAGCGUUAAAUUUUAUAUACACAAUGUAUACAUUGUAAAUUCUUCAUUCCUUAUUCUUCUUUAUAAAUUUAUUAAUCUAUUUUUAGCUAUGCGAGUCGCGCAAAAAUCUAGACGGCUUUUUCUGUAAUUCUUUCGUUCAUCUAGCUAGUUACCGAAUUUUAUCAUUGAUGUACAAAUAUCAUUCGCGAUACGUGAAAAUUUAUAUAUGACUUUCUUAUCAUAGAAUGAACAAGAAAUUGUUUCAAUUUGACAUGCAACUCAAAACCAAGAAAAAAAUGUACAAGUGGUGAAAUACGUAUAAAACUGAGCAGCAAAGUUAUAUGCUGAAAAAUUAUAAAUAUCAUUCUUAAUUAAUUAGAUAUAAGUUUGAAAAACAGCGUAUGUAAACUAUACAGUACUCUUUAUCAUACACGAAAUAGAAAGAAAAAAAGAAAACAUUUAACAUGAUUUUUCGUGGAGUUACGAAUUGUAAAUAUGAUUCAUUAGAAUGCAUUUUGUAAAUUGUGGGAACAUUGUUAGCGUUUAUACGUAACAGAUUUCACUAAAUUAUAUUAGAUAUAUUUUGUUAUAUAUACAUAUAAGGUACGCUUGUACAUUUCUACUUGUCUGUUUUAUGCUUCCACUUGUCUAUACAGAUAUUUUCUGUGUGAAUGAAGAUAUAUAUAACUAUAAUUACAGAGUUACAGAAGAGCAUUUUAAUUUUAAAUAUUUAGAAAACUUUUUACACAUUAUUGUUUAGGCGAUUUUCUGAAUAUACAUUUAAUUGUAAAACUUAAUUGUAUCGAUUGUUGAUUUAUUUAUUUUUUAGUAAAUUAUAAAAUCGAAAUAAAAUAAGAGAAAUAAUAUUAACUAGAGUAAUAUUAAAUUGAAGCAUACAUUAUAGUCGCAUCGUACUGCAGUGUACAUACAUUUCCACUUAUUGUUAGUGAUUGCGACGAAAGAUUGAUCGUGAUUGAUUGUGAACAUUUUUUAGAUAUUAAAUUUAAUUUCCGGGCAUUUCUUAAAUGUGUUUGUAUGUUUAUGUAUAUCUAUUGUAUUUAAUUAGCAUGUUCGUCCCUGUUUUCUAUAAUUUGGAUCAAAUGUCCUAUGUAAAGUCAAUGCUUUCUUUUAUAUUAUUUCCUCAAAUCAAGAGAACUGUCUUCAGUUUAUAAUAUAAUUGACAUGAUGCUUUAUUAUUAACUUGCAAUCUAUAAAAAGAAUAUUUUAUUUAAUAUGUUAGUUGCUGAAAAAGAAAACAAACUAGUUAAAAAAGCAUAGCGUCAACUACGCUUUUAUUUUUCUUCCGAAAUUAUCGCUAUCGAGAUUAAUCCGGUAUAAUCUUUAAUAGCACAUAUACACAUAUACUAUUAAAGAUUAUAUAUUCUAUUCUUCAUAUGUCUUUUGCGUUCUCUAAUAUUGUACAAUAUAAAAACAAAAUAGACUUGAUAUAGAAUUAUAAACGCUUAUUCACAGCCAUAAAAUCAUCUCUAAUCCAAGUAUUGCGAAUAAUAUGAUCGUUUAAUUAAUGACAUGACGUAUUGUGAUAUUACGUUUAUUUUUUCUAUGUCAAACAUCAAUCUUUUCAUAAGCUAUAAUGAUAGCUACAUAAUUUAAACAAUAACAUGCUAGAAAACUUAAUGUUUGUUUAAUCAUUAAAUGAUCCAUUGCAUUGAUUUUGAUAGCUUCCUAUAAUCUUUAUGAAUCAAGAUAAGAAGAUUUCUAAAUCACAGAUAGAAGAUUUCUAAAAUGUAUCAUACAGAUAUAGAUAUUUCGAGAUAUCGAUUAUCUCUAUGAUUUGUCAAAUAUUCUACAAUAUGAUUAUUAAUCCAAUUGUACUAUAUAACUUAAAAAAUAUCACAUAUAAGAAAAAACAAUUUAUGUAGAAAAAUUGACAUAAGCCAAGUUUUAAUAAUUGCUAAAGUGACAUAAUAUGAAAAUUUAUAUAAUGAAACAUGUAUCUUUUAAGUGCUAUCUAUAGAUUUUCUAAGAUACACUUCUGUUAUUGCAGCUAUAUGUUACUGUAUUAUGACAUUUAUUUUAUUAUUAUGAUUAUAAGCUCUGCAAAAUUGCGCAAAUAUUUUUAUACCAUGAUCAAAAUGAAUUGAAUCUAACAGUCAUAGCAAAAAUUAUAUUUAAUCUCAUUUAUUGGAUAUUUCUUGGUCAAAAACCGACACGUUUUGAUAAUAACUAACUAAUAAUAAUAUUCAUACACGAAAGGAUCGCGAGGAAUGUAAUUUUUAUUGAGAAUACCUGGAAUUUCUAAAAUUCGUGUUUUUCGAUCACAUUAGGUAUAAUCGUGUAAUUAUAUGAAAUACUUUCGUGUUAAUAUUAUCUUCCUUAUAAACGAAAAAACGCACAAUUUUCGAACAAACGCAUUAACGCUGCGUUUAAUGUACGAUUUCUAAUAUAAUCGAAUAAUAUUUCGUGCAUGAACAAAUAGAAAUUUGGAGUAAAGUUUUUGUGAUUUGAGGAAACAUCUACUUUUUUUCAUAUUUACAAAUAUAUUAUCAACAUUUAUCCUUCUUCUGGAAAAUAAAAUAGAUUUUAUUAUUAUAUAAGUUUCUUAUCAACGUGUCGUUUAAUUAUGAAAAUAAUUGAUCAUAAAUACGUAAAUAGUAUUUGAGUCAUUAAAAAAAAUAUAUAUAUAUAUAUAUAUCUUUGAACAAUGUUUUAUUUAACAAGAAUAUCUGUACAUCAAAGUCAUUUAUCAUCUCGAUGGCAAUGUGCAAAGAACAAUUGUGUCACAUGAUAAUUUAUAUAACUAAUACAUCAUUCCAUUCUUACUUCAAUAUAGAUAGAAUUAUAGAUAUAUAAUUCGUUGAACCUCGUUUGUGUUGUUAUUAUAUUUAAUAUUCGCUUUAAUCGAUCAAUUAAUUUUAUAUCAUGACAAAUACAUCAAGUAUAAAACUCUUUAGAAUAAGAAAUAAUAAGUCAUGCUACCUUUACAUAUUAUUUUAUGUUCUUCCACGAAAUAAUCAAUCAAUGCAAUUGAUACAUUUGCAUUUAAAAAAAUUUUAAUCUAUAUCAUAUGCAUUUUUUAUUUAUCUGUAAAACAAGAGCCACACUAAUCAAGUUUAUUGAUUAUUUUGUGUACAUUAUAUCAAUUAUAUAAAUAAUUGCAAUGUAAAUUAAGAAACGGUUUGCAAAAUGCAAGAGCAGAUAAAUAAAGAUACUUGAUUUUA